GGCAAUGCGGUGUGACAUGCGCGUCUAGUGGCAUCACAUAAUGAUAACACUCCCAACACUGCCCCGAGUCCUAUUACUUCUCUGAGUAUGAUAGACACUGGUACGUACCCAUAGUUUCUCGCACUCUCCCAUGCGGGUAACUUGAGGCAGGCAGACUCGGAGGCGCCCAUCCGAUCACUGUAACCCUCUUCCACACCGACCCAAACGAUGUCAUCCAAAAAGUCAAACACGAACAGGUUCAAACAGUCUAAGAAUGACCCAAAUGCUAAGCAACCCUCUUCUGAACCCAAGGCCUCGCUGGACGACAAUGUGAGCCAACUGCUGGGCGCCACAAUAGCGGCUAUCAAUGUUACGAAAGACCUCGUACCCAUCGACUUAGCGAAAGGUAUCCUAGGGACGGUUGCGAAUAUCUUGAUAAUUGCGCAGUCAGUGAUCAAGAACAAGUCCGAUUUCCUAGCGAUAGUCGACAGGUGCGAGACUAUCAGGGAAAUCCUUGAGAGAGCCACCAAAGGUGCUACCAACGACAAUCUGCGAGGAUACCUGGGGCAUGCUUUAUCGCAGCUUAACGUCUCAGUGAACCGCAUCAACAGUGAAGUAGCCUCAAGAAAGGAACAAGGAUUUUGGAAGAAACUCUUUUUUGUUGCGAUAGAUCGUGACCAGAUUGCUGGAUGGGAAAAGGACUUGGAUCGUGUCCUCGUACUAUUCAGCACCGAAAUGAUUGCUGGCAUCGCGAUUAGAGUGGAGAAGCUAGCUCUGGGACCGCAGGACAAUGCUAAUGGGAUCGACGGCCUAAAUUGUCGCCCAUAUAUGCCUCCAUCACGUCCUUCCAUGUUGUAUGGUCGCGAUGAUCUCGUCGCAGAGUUGAUGAACCUUGUCGUCAAUGAUGAGCAUAUUGCGUUGAUUGGUCCAGGAGGCAUGGGAAAGAGUUCUCUCGCCAAAGCUAUCCUCAACGAGUCCCCUGUCAUGAUGAAAUUUGCUGAUAGGCGCUUUUUCGUGACAUAUGACGGCCUCGAUCCUUCCACCAUUACGUUUGACACUUUUAUGACUCGUUUCGCGGGAGUUCUUGGCAUGCAGCUUGCUGGAGCUGAUCCUGUAGGCCAAAUAUCCUCAUUUCUUCGUUCUGCUACCACCCUCAUUGUCCUCGAUAAUGCCGAGACCUUUGAAGAGGCCAGCGAAUCCUCGGCCCUCAAGGAAAUACCACCAGCUAUUGCUGAAAUUGCAGACAUCCCCGGCGUCACUCUGAUUCUCACAUCGCGUAGUAGAAGGAAUGCACCCAAUGUAGAAUGGAUAACGAAGGAUAUCCCGCCAUUGGAUUCGAGUUCGGCUCAGGAGGCAUUCUUUCGAAUUUACCGCACAGCCAGUCGUAGCAAUACAGAAGAAGAAAUAACAAACCUGCUUGAGGAGUUAGAAUUUCACCCUCUUUCCAUCAAUCUACUCGCAAACGCUGCACAGCAAAACCGCUGGUCUCCACGGACGCUGCUGGAGCGAUGGAAGGAUCGGCACAGCGCAGUACUAGACCACGGGGAGGGAAAGCUGCAAAGUUUGUCAUACACCAUGGAGCUGUCGCUCAGCUCGCCGUCGGUCCAGAAACUCGGAGAGAACGGUCGGCAUGCUUUGGCUGUUAUCGCCUUCCUGCCCCAGGGUCUCAAUGAGGACCUGGCUAGCGAUUUAUUGCCAUCGCUCCCGCAAGUCAGCACUGUAUGCGAUGUUCUAUGCAUGCAAUCGCUCGUUUAUCGUCAAGACAACUUCAUCAAGAUGCUCGCGCCCAUACGCCAUUUUGUUCGAGAUUCGUUACCCCCAGAUUCCACUUGUUUGCGAGAGAUACGUGCUCUCUACUAUCGCACUGUUCAACAGUGUUCAGAAGCACGCGACAAUCCUGCUGAUAUCAUCAUCUCGGAUCAUCUCAACAUUGAGCAUGUAGUUGCUUUCGACCUUGCCUGCAUCCCUGAAGAGAUUUAUCGAGCUUGCUGGCAAUUUUUGCAGUGCUUGGAGUGGCAUGUUCCUCGCCCAACUACCCUUGCCCCGGCUAUCUUCAACAUUGUAGAGAAGUCCUCCACGUUGAUGUCAAAAGCAAAAUGCUUGUGGCAGCUAGGCUGUCUCUACUCCACUAUUUCUCAGCUCACAGAAGGAAUGAAGGCCGUCAAAGCUGCUGAGGCUCUUUACCUCACUGCCGGUGACCACGAGCAUGUGGCACACUGUGUUACCGAAUGUGCAGACACAUACAGAUCUCAAGGCCGGUUCAUUCAAUCCCAACAGGUCUUGGAGGACUUCCAACACUCCGACUCGUGGAAGCAUCUCAGCGAAACAACAAAAGCCAACACUUGGUUUUUCUUGGAUAUAGCCCGGAUGUACACUUUCACAGCAUCUGUAGAUGAAUUAUUUGUGAAGUCCAUGGAAGAUCGCAUAUUGGGCUUACGGUCCAAGAUUCGUCAUUGGGAGGCCAGAUUGUGCUACGGCGGAGACAUUGUCCAGGUGAAGACAUACCUAGAAGACCUUUUCCGGCAAUGCGCACCUCCUAGAGAUCUCACAGAAUGCAGGGAAGCACUUCGGGGCCUUGCAGAAGUUGCAUUUUGCGAAGGCAGGUUAUCCGACGCAAUGGAUAUCCUGCAGAAACUCGUAGAGAUGCUCGAGGGACAGGAUCCGCAACGUGUUCUUUGGUACACCGUGUGGAAGGCUGCGGUUGCAAGCAAGCAGGGGAAUCAUGCCCUUGCGAGGGAACUCAUCCAACAAGCCUCCAGACCACUCGAAUUCCUCGCGCUGCGCAACGCACACGCAUUUCUCCACAGAAAUUAUGCCUCAGCACGCAUCGAGCUCACCGCAGGCGAGUACCACAGCGCCGAGUCUCAAUUCACUACCACAAUCGAAAGUUGCGAUAUGCAAGGCAACCUGAUGUUUAAGGCGUACAGCCUCCGCGGACUGGGAGAGGUUGCCUUUGCGCGUGGUGACUUUGCUGUAGCUGCACAGCGCUUCGCAGAGACACGGUCUGUGUGCACUGAGAUGGGAGUAUCUCCCCAGAAUCUAUACAGUUGCAUAACAUUUAAUGCUUUGCCGGACAUAUUCAAAGGAUGGGCGAUAUUUUUGGAGGGCCGGUCGCCAUUUGCGAAUGUUAUUUAGAUCAUGGUAUAUGGUGCCUGUUGUACAAAGAUUGUAUCUUCGUUGUAUCUUUGCUGUAUUUUGUACGAUUUACUCCGAGGAGUUUCAUGAUCAUACUGACACAAACUACACCAGGUUUCAGGGGAAAGUAAAUCCCGUUCAUGCGCGUUCGAGGCACUGUGUUCAACUCUCUCCAUGACAGUGCUUUGGGCGAACUCAUAAUUUUUUCGUCGACGGUCCCAAUAUUCAAU
This is a messenger RNA of Suillus paluster, 3344 nucleotides long. RefSeq lists its product as uncharacterized. Gene Ontology annotation, molecular function: ATP hydrolysis activity; protein binding. The transcript is spliced from 6 exons. NCBI's taxonomy places the organism in Eukaryota, Fungi, Basidiomycota, Agaricomycetes, Boletales, Suillaceae. The record is from RefSeq and is a predicted model, not a curated record. Bases 208 to 3114 code for a protein of 968 amino acids. Gene Ontology annotation, biological process: cell surface receptor signaling pathway.